Heterobilharzia americana is the source of this 3378-nucleotide messenger RNA. The record is from the annotation of a GenBank genome assembly. Lineage: Eukaryota; Metazoa; Platyhelminthes; Trematoda; Strigeidida; Schistosomatidae.
AUGCUUGGAAGUACUUCAGCAAAUGCUUCACAUCAAAAUUCCUUCAAUAAUUUAAGCAAAGCUUCUAGGCAGUGCAGGCAGAAGUUAUCUGAAUGUACAAUGAAAAGAGCUGCAACUAAAAGAAAACAGUCAUCUUCGCUGUUGGAUACCUUAGAUUUGGAGAAUCCUGAUUCAAUUUUGACGAAGGUUAAUCUUAAACCUAAUCAAGUGAACUCACGUCGUUCUUCGCUUGUAAAGUCCAAGAAUCUUGAACAUAUCCCAUCUAAGAGUGAUUCUCAUCUGCAUAAUUCAUCAUCGACGUGUUCAGUUUCAUCAACUGCGGAUAGCUCUGUGAUAUCACCUACUGCUUCUUCGUCCACUACAAUUGUUAAGAGUUCUCAAAAUAAAAAAAAUCGUAGCACAAAACUUUCACAGUCUCUGAGUGAUAAUCACAGUGUAUGUGAAUCUGUUUGUUCCCCCUCUUCCAUACGGUUUAAAGACUGUUUGAAAAAACCAGAUUGUCCAACAGAAGCAAACAGAAUUAAAUUAGAAAAUGAUACAAGAAAUAAGUCUUCAUCUCCAAAUGUAUCUGAGCUCUGCCCUUUCCAUCCGGAGGAUGCUUUAGAUACUGAUAUUAAUAACUCUGUUAGGUCAUUCGAUGGAGGUGAUCUUGGAAAUGGAGAAGAUGGUGACUCAUGUAUUGUGUCUGAUGGGAUUCUCGGUCAUUCGUUGUCAUUAGGUUCUUCGUAUAAUGGAACUUUAACAUCACCUACAUCGUCUAUUGGGGAUUCAAAUAGGAGUAUAAAGCUGUGUGAUAAAACCUUGGAGUGUGAUAAUCUCAGGAUAACUGAUUCUCCACUCGUAAAACAAACUCAUGCGCGUCGACUUUCACUCGAUUCAAAGCUAGUCAAUUCUACAUCUGGCAAACAAAGCAGCGCUAGUACCUCACGAUCUGCACGACCAUCGCGUUCCUCUAAUCCCAAUAGUUCUACUGCGUCACCUUCUAUGCCUCCACCCAGGCAAACAAAAACUUUGGCUGCUAUGAGGGAAAAACUGCGAGCAAAACGUAUGUUAAAGGAAUCUGAGCGUGGUAUUAUAAGUCAGCGUUUCUAUGGUCUACCGGGUAGUAUGACUCCACAUCCUGCGAGUGGUUCAAGUGGUUACUUUCAAAAUCGUAAUUACUCUACAUGUGUCAACUUCCUACCUUUGAGUGAAAUUGACAAUAAACAAUCUGUGUGUGUUACAUCUCCUUCAGCUGGUACUCCUAUGUCAUCACCGGUGAACGAUAGAAAUAUGCAGUCUGUUAAUCUCUCCUCCUUACUUAGCGAAACUCAAGAACUAGUUGCAUCAAAUUUAGCAUCUGAAAGCCCGCGUUCUCCACAUUCAGCUCCGAGUAUUGAUGUUAUGUCUCCACUGCUUCCUCUUAAUAGUACAUCUGUAGAAACUACAAGUACUAGUAACAACCUCGAUAACUAUACUUGCUAUUCUAACAGCUUCGCACAGUCAUAUCCAUCUUCACCUCAUCUGACUAACUCGAAUAUGAAUAUCAAUUUGCAACAUUCUCUCUCUUCACACUCGCCUAGUCCUAUACAUCCGUCUCAAACGUAUCGAUUGGAGCAGAGUGUAUCUGCACCUCCCACUCCUUCAAAUCCGCAAUCGGGACAAAAUUUUACGAAUUACUUGCACCAAUCAGGCCCAUCUUUCCCUUCUCCGGGACCAUGUUUUAAUUCCUCUGCUUCUUUACGUACAUCUCAAGUCAGCCCGGUGGUUUCCGUUGGUUCAUAUCCGUCUCCUGUGUUUACCGGCAAGUGUACAGUACCUUCUAGCAUCCGACCUAGCAGUUCAGUAUUACCUGAUUCACAUUUCACCCAAAACUUAAAUAAUACAGUUCCGAGUAACGGCAGCCCCACUGUUAGCAUAAAUCACGGAGUUCCAGAAUCCUUAACUCCAUUUAAAUCAGUUUGCCAAACACUCUCUACAUUCGUAGAAUCUGUAACUUCGGUGCAAGCAACAAUGAAAUCUGUUCCAUCUCUUGACACGAUUUCCAUCAGUCCAUUAACAUCUGUUUCAAGUGUUACGAAGUUACUGACUUCCAAUUCACGCCAGAAUCGUUCCUCAACUACAACCCGUGCAUUCUUUGUUGAUGGUGAUAAUUUAUCAGAAGCUGUUGCAUUUCUUCAGAGUUUAAACCCGAAAGCUACCAUUACUCAGCAGCAGUUUUUACUUAUCCCUGGUGCUAACAAAUCUCAAAUGUUCUUGUGCAGAGCACCCGUUACAUGUUCAUCUGAAGCCAUACCGUCAUGUGCUUCAACAAAAUCUUCAGUUUCUGUCUCGCAUACUUCCCAGACGUCUUGGGCAGGUAACGUAUCACUGGUAUCAAAUUCAGGAACACCAAGUACAGGAAGUCCAUCUAGUUCUACUUCUUCAUCUAUUGUUUUGAACGAUGUUCCAUCGUCGACAUGUUCUAUUGAGAAAAGCUGUCUAUCGGGCAACACUUCAGCUACUGAUUCAUACCGACACAGUAACUUCUAUAUGACCACAUGCAAUGAUGUAGCGUUUCCCAAAGUUGUGAAGACUUCCUCUGACCUUCAAAUACCGCGCUCUCUGGUUUACUCGAAAUCUAUUAAUGUAUCUGCAUCGAACGGGCCAUCAUUUCCUUUGAACAUUUUGAUUUCUCACCCCAAAGUUUCUGAAGCCAGUAGUGAAAGACCAUCUUUACUUCAUGUUGUAAAAUCAGUAUCAUCCCACUCGAAGUUGGUCGUUCCUCCGUCAGCUAAUUCAAUCUCUUGCCCACCUCGUGCAGCAGUCCCCACUGUUCUUAAUUACAAACAACCUGUAUCCCAUUCUCAGCUCAAUCUCUCACUGUUAACUCCAGGACCUUCAGUCAUCAGCAAUGAAGUCCCCAUACUUUUCGUCCAGGAUCGUAAUCAGCAUCCUGUUAACUCUCAGACUCCAACACGACCCGUUAACUGGGUACAGCAUAAUUCAUUUGAUCAACACACAGAUCUUACUGACCGACCGUCCAUCAGUUUGCCCAUUUUGCCUACUGCAACUGUGAUAACAACACACGCAAAUAACACAAGUGAAUUUCGAUGUUUUCCUCAUCCAGUGGCUAGAUCGGCACCGUCUAUGCAAAUUCCUAAUAAUGUACCUGUCUCCAGUCACUUCGGUUUCCAGUCAAUACAGUCUGUGCAACCACCUAACCCUACAGUUAACUCUCUAGGUCCCACUCCAUUCUUAUCCGGUCCAACUGCUACUAUUAUGUCUCCAUGCCUACCUGCCGUGAUACUUUCACACCCAAUAUCAAUCCAGUCAACUAGUAAUGUUGCCCCUGCCAGCAAAAUAUUUUUAAUCGAUCUCUUCCUUAAUCAGCAUGGUGGAAAAUUAAAUGUUUAUUGA